This is a messenger RNA of Danaus chrysippus (African queen), 729 nucleotides long. The record is from the annotation of a GenBank genome assembly. NCBI's taxonomy places the organism in Eukaryota, Metazoa, Arthropoda, Insecta, Lepidoptera, Nymphalidae.
AUGAUAGCAGAAGUACCAGUAAUAGCUUGUGUACCCAAUAUAUUAGUUCAAAAGGCCUAUUUGAAACCUAUGAGAUUACAAACGGGUGGUACAAUCUUAGCUGGUAAGUUGGCUUUAGAGCGAGGCUGGGCGAUCAAUAUAGGUGGGGGAUUCCAUCAUUGUAGUGCAGGAAAAGGAGGUGGAUUUUGUGCAUAUGCAGACAUAACACUGCUUAUCAAGAACUUAGUAUUGCAUAGAGGAGUUCAGAACACUAUGAUUGUUGAUUUAGAUGCGCAUCAGGGUAAUGGCUACGAACGUGAUUUCUUGGGUGUUCCGGAGGUUUAUAUAAUGGAUAUGUAUAACAGACACAUCUACCCAAGAGAUGAGGAAGCCAAAAGGGCCAUCAGAAGGAAGAUAGAACUCGGCAACAAGGUUGAUGACCUGGAAUAUAUGAUCAAGUUGAGGAAAAAUCUAAGGGAAGCUUUAAAGGAAUUCAAACCAGAUAUCUUGGUGUAUAACGCUGGCACUGAUAUACUAGACUCAGAUCCCUUAGGACAUAUGAGGAUCAGUGAUGUUGGUAUAAUAAAACGUGAUGAAUUCGUGUUCGAGAUCUGCAAGGAACAAGAUAUUCCAGUAGUCAUGUUAACUAGCGGUGGUUAUUUAAGAAGAACGGCCAAAAUUAUAGCAGACUCUAUAAUGAACCUCAAGAAUAAAGGCCUCAUUGGAUGUACGAGGAACCAAAAGUAUUAG